This is a messenger RNA of Anneissia japonica, 486 nucleotides long. RefSeq lists its product as uncharacterized. The transcript has a single exon. The coding region runs from base 1 to 486 and encodes 161 amino acids. The record is from RefSeq and is a predicted model, not a curated record. Lineage: Eukaryota; Metazoa; Echinodermata; Crinoidea; Comatulida; Comatulidae.
AUGUUCAUUGUUUUCUUUGUUAUGGGUAAAUCACGUGUAACACCGUUAAAGAAAGUAACAAUUCCCCGACUCGAACUGACAGCAGCAACAGUUGCAGUACGAACUGACAAACUAAUUAAAUCUGAACUUGAAAUUCCCAUCCAUAUUUCGAAAUUUUGGACCGAUAGUUUGACGGUAAUUAAAUAUAUUAGAAACUUUACUUCAAGAUUUAACACUUUUGUAGCUAGUAGACUAUCAGUUAUACACGAAGCCACACAAAUUCAACAGUGGCGAUAUGUUAGCACGGACGAGAAUCCUACUGACGAUGCGUCUCGCAGUUUGACAUCUACUAAGCUAAAGGGAAAUAGCCGAUGGCUAAAUGGACCCGAAUUUCUUUGGAAAUCUGAAAUUGAGUGGCCAAGUAUUCCUUUGGAUUGCGACAAUUUGAACAUUAUGAAUGAAAACGACCCGGAAGUGAAUUCUACUAAGAAAACUAUGCUGCCGUAA